Molecule: messenger RNA, 3578 nt
Organism: Miniopterus natalensis
Lineage: Eukaryota; Metazoa; Chordata; Mammalia; Chiroptera; Miniopteridae
Source: RefSeq, a predicted model, not a curated record
AUGGAAGAGGCAGAGGUGGGCUGGGAGGACUUCGAAGCCUGUAGAAAAAGAGUGUGCCUAUGGCAUAGAGAAACAGCAGGGGUGUUCAUUGCUGCCGAAAGCACCUCAACUCUUGCUGAGGUGAGGGGAGAAACCACGCCCAGCCUGCCAUUCCCAGGAGGCCUCGCCCACCCUGACCCGGUGCCCUCCUCCUUCCCUCUCACCCUUGGGGCCCAGCCCUUGGUGGUGGGGUCACCAGCCCCGCCUGGAAGACCCGGCAGAGGAAACGCAGCCCUUCCCAGCGCGAGGCGGGCCAGGUCCAAGCGCCUGCCACCUCUUGCUUUUAAUCACACUGUUGGCCACAUAAUGCUCUCCGAACACAAAGACGUCAAGUUCAAUUGCUCCAUCAGUAUACCUAACACGUACCAGGACAUCCAUAUUUCUUGGUGGAAAGAUGGGAAGGAACUGCUUGGGGCACAUCAUGCAGUUACUCACUUCUACCCCGUUGAUGAAGCGACAGCAGUGAUCGCAUCCUUCAGCAUAAUGAGUGUGCAGCGUUCGGACAGCGGGGCUUAUAGCUGUAAGACGAAAAUAAACAAUGAAGAGAUUGUGUCUGACCCCAUCUACGUCGAGGUACAAGGACUUCCCUACUUUACCAGGCAGCCCGAGAGCAUGAAUGUCACCAGAAACACUGCCUUCAACCUCACCUGUCAGGCCGUGGGCCCGCCCGAGCCCGUCAGCAUCUCCUGGGUUCAGAACGGCAGCCACGUGAAUGGAAGGACAGAAAAAUCUCCGUCUGUGCUAACUGUCCCUGGUCUGACCGAGACAGCGUUCUUCAGCUGUGAAGCCCGCAAUGACAAGGGCCUGGCCGUGUCCCAGGGCAUACAGGUCAACAUCAAAGCCCUUCCCUCCCCACCAGCGGAAGUCCGCAUCCAGAACAGGAGCGCACACAGCCUCAAGAUCUCCUGGGUCCCCGGCUUCGAUGGGUACUCCCCGUUCAGCAGCUGCAGCAUUCAGGUCAAGGAAGCUGAUCCUCUGAGUAACGGCAGUGUCAUGGUUUUUAACGCCUCCGCCUCUCCACCUCUGUAUGAAGUGGAGCAGCUGCGGGCUCUGGCGAAUUACAGCAUCGGCAUGUCCUGCCGGAAUGAGAUCGGCUGGUCCGCCUGGAGCCCUUGGAUCCUGGCCAGCACGACCGAAGGAGCCCCGUCGGCAGCACCUCUGAACGUCACUGUGUUUCUGAAUGAAUCUAGUAACGAGAUGGACAUCAGAUGGACCAGGCCUCCCAUAGAGCGGCAGGACGGGGACCUGGUGGGCUACCGGAUAUCCCACGUGUGGCAGAGCGCCGACGCCUCGAAAGAGCUAUCUGAAGAAGUCGGCCAGAACGGCAGCCAUGCUCAGAUUCCUGUUCACGUCCACAAUGCCACGUGCACAGUGAGGAUCGCCGCCGUCACCACGGGCGGGGUCGGACCUUUCAGUGCCCCAGUGAAAAUCUUCGUCCCCGCGCACGGCUGGGUAGAUUUGGCCCCCUCGUUGGCCCCAGCGCCUGGCAGCACAGACCCGGUGCUCAUUGUCCUCGGCUGCUUCUGCGGAUUUAUUCUGAUUGGCCUGGUUCUGUAUAUUUCUCUGGCCAUCAGAAAAAGAGUCCAGGAGACAAGGUUUGGGACCGCCUUCACUGGGGAAGAUGUGGAACUGGUCGUCAACUACACAGCAAAGAAGUCCUUCUGUCGGCAAGCCAUCAAACUCACCUUACGUAGCUUGGGGGUCAGCGAGGAGCUGCAGAGUAAGCUGGAAGAUGUUGUGAUUGACAGGAACCUUCUAAUUCUUGGAAAAAUUCUGGGUGAAGGAGAGUUUGGGUCGGUCAUGGAAGGAAGUCUUAGUCAGCAAGAUGGGACCUCUGAGAAAGUGGCCGUGAAGACCAUGAAACUGGACAACUUUUCUCAGCGAGAGAUCGAGGAGUUCCUCAGCGAGGCCGCAUGCAUGAAGGACUUCAGCCACCCGAACGUCAUCCGACUACUAGGUGUUUGUAUAGAAGUGGGCUCCCAAGGCACUCCGAAGCCCAUGGUGAUUUUACCCUUCAUGAAAUACGGGGACCUCCAUACCUAUUUACUCUACUCCCGACUGGAGACGGGAUCAAAGCACAUUCCUGUGCAGACACUGGUGAAGUUCAUGGUGGACAUUGCCCAGGGGAUGGAGUAUCUGAGCAACAGGAAUUUCCUUCAUCGAGACUUAGCUGCUCGAAACUGCAUGUUGCGAGAUGACAUGACUGUGUGUGUUGCGGACUUUGGCCUCUCUAAGAAGAUUUACAGCGGCGAUUACUACCGCCAAGGCCGCAUCGCUAAGAUGCCUGUGAAGUGGAUCGCGAUAGAGAGCCUCGCGGACCGAGUCUACACCAGUAAAAGUGAUGUGUGGGCAUUUGGCGUGACCAUGUGGGAAAUUUCAACUCGGGGGAUGACGCCCUACCCGGGAGUCCAGAACCACGAGAUAUACGACUAUCUUCUGCAUGGCUACAGGCUGAAGCAGCCGGAGGACUGCCUGGAUGAACUGUAUGAAAUAAUGCACUCUUGCUGGAGGGCUGAGCCCUUGGACCGACCCACCUUUUCCAUGUUGAGGGUGCAGCUAGACAAGUUCUUGGAAAGUUUGCCCGAAGUGCAGGACAAAGCCGACGUCGUUUAUAUCAACACAGCGUUUCCAGAGAGCGGGGAGGGGCCGGCAGAGGGCCCCCCACUCGCUCGGCUGGACAUGGACAUCGACGCCAACGCUCUCCUUGCUGCCUGCGCGUCCAACGCUGCGGUCAGCGUGGUCACAGCGCAGGUUCAUGAGAAAGGACCUCACGAGGGAAGGUACGUUCUAAAUAAUGGCAGUGACAACUGGGAAGACCUGGCUUCUGCCACCCCAGCGACAGGGACAGCGGGAAAGAACGGUGUUUCACUGGAGGACAGGCCCGGGAAUAGCGAGUUCUCCUGGUCCCAGUCCAGCAGGCUGCCCUUGGGGAGCCCACCGCCCGAUGAACUUUCGUUUGCAGACAACUCCUCAGAAGACUCAGAGGUCCUCAUGUGAGGACAGCCAAGAGACUCCCAAACCAGGGAGAUCCGUCUGCCUUAGAGAUCCACGUACACCCCAAGUUUCUGGUACCCAUCUUCCAGACCAAGUAAAUGCCACAGCCCGAAAGCACCAUGUGAAUGUUGUUCAGUACAUCAUUAAAAUGCAUAAUAUAUAUUUAUUUAAAGAGAAAGAUAUAUGUGUAUAUGGUGGAAAGAGACAUAGAUACUAUAUUUUAAUAAAAGAGGACUUAUUUUAUGUCACUUAUCUUGCAGAUUUUAAAAUUUAAGCUUUAACGGCCUCAUUUUUACAGCUUCUCCUUGAUGUUAACAUUUGCGCAAAGUUGUUUUUUUUUUAAAGCUGUUUUCGUUUUCCUGACUAUUAAAUGUAAAAACAUUUGUAAAAUGAAAAGCCGUAUUUGACUUUGCUUCUGGUCUCAUGAAAAAUCUGGUACUUCUCUGUGAAUCAACUGUUUUGAUAAGAACGCCUUUUUGAUAUUCAAAGUUUUAUAGCUGAUUAAUUCUUUGAUAUAACUUCCUAAUAAAAUAUGAAUGAGGAAG